AUGACACCUUCAAUUUUAUUUGUUCUUGUUGCAGCCGCUUCAACAACUCUUGCCGAGUUCGUACCAAUCCAUGGCUGCGAAUGGGUCCCAUCUUCAACAGCAAUCAAGGACUUCGUGUUUCUCUCUGAUGCUUCGAAUACCAGCGCGAUAUCUUGGAACGCUCCCACCGUGAGCGCAUCCUGCAAGACUGCCAACGCAACUUGGCACGAAUCCGAGGGCCAUGAAUACAGUGUACCUUGUUCACCACCGGAGAACGGAAUGAUUUACGACGUCCUCCGAGUGUCAGGAGACGGCAAAACUGCGUCAAUAAGGUUCAGGACAUUCGCUCAAUGCGCGGCUGAUAUCUUCGCAUUCCACUACGAGGCGGUAUUUCCACUUGACUGCACCGAGGAUUCGGAGGGGAGUACUAGUUGCGUAGCUAAGGGGAACGUCACGGCGGAUUGCACGGCUGAACAAUACCUGCCUCCGAUGGGUUAUCCUCCUCCCUGCUAUAGAUGUGGUCGUAGUAGCUAG
Paraphaeosphaeria sporulosa is the source of this 513-nucleotide messenger RNA. RefSeq lists its product as uncharacterized. Lineage: Eukaryota; Fungi; Ascomycota; Dothideomycetes; Pleosporales; Didymosphaeriaceae. The transcript has a single exon. The coding region runs from base 1 to 513 and encodes 170 amino acids. The record is from RefSeq and is a predicted model, not a curated record.